Cydia strobilella is the source of this 2679-nucleotide messenger RNA. RefSeq lists its product as uncharacterized. The record is from RefSeq and is a predicted model, not a curated record. Gene Ontology annotation, biological process: double-strand break repair via nonhomologous end joining. The transcript is spliced from 11 exons. Bases 1 to 2679 code for a protein of 892 amino acids. NCBI's taxonomy places the organism in Eukaryota, Metazoa, Arthropoda, Insecta, Lepidoptera, Tortricidae. Gene Ontology annotation, cellular component: nucleus.
AUGUCACUUUUCCAUAAUUUCCAGUACAGCAGCAAAUCGUGCGGGGCACGCAAACUGCUGGCCACGGCGUUAUCUGCAUUAUGUGAGGAGCCCGAUGUGUUGCGGAGGGUAGCAGAGCGUACGAGCGUCAUGUUGGCUAGUUCUCAAUCCACGACAAAACGUGCCGGUCUCGACAUCGCAGAUACCAUUCUAACGUCGCUAGAGAACAACCAUGCUCUAAGCAAAACCAUGCUGCCCGAACUUAUCACACUUAUAGCGAAAACUUACGAAAGCGACACCAAAACAAUAUUCACAAUCGCGUCAAAAGCGUUCGUAGACAAAAAACAACUUUUCGAUGAAGAAACUGUCAGAAAAACUAUAUUUAACGUUUUGGAUAAUAUAUUGAAAAGCAAUUUAUCCGAUGUCAAAAUUUAUAAACACACUGUGAAAGUGACGAUUGAAUUUGUCAAGAAUUUACGAGAUGUCAAAUUGGAUGAAUUGGCAAAUGUUGUUUUUGACAUUAGUAAAUAUGAUGUCAAUGUCAAAACGCUAUAUGUAUUGGCAGUUAUGAAGAGCGAGUUCGAUUUUGACAGUGACAUAUCAAGGAAGAUUUUAGGAAGGGAGGAUUGUGUUUUAUUGAAUUGUUUGCUGAGAUUGACUAUAGAUAAAAACGACGUCUUCAAAAUGGAGGUGAUCUUGAAAUUUUUAGAGGAAUAUUCCGAAGGCAUUUUGGAGCUGAAAUAUAUGGAAACAAUACAAUUAAUAUCAGACAUAAUCACAAACUUCACACCAACAUUAUUGAAAGAAUUCCAUAAAAACAUCAAAUUAUGUUUUACAUCUUUGAAAAAACACUGGAAAAACACACCAAAGACAAUAAUCGCCAGCAUUCAAACCUGGUUAAAUAUGCUGCCGAUUAAAAAAAUAACCGAAUCCAUAGAGCAUGAACUAUUCACAACCGAACAUCACUUAUACAUACAAGCUUUCAACAUAAUGUCAAACAUAUUUGACAUGUCUGAACUCAUUUUACCAGAUGUCAAAGAGCAAAUGUCAAAAUGGCCAAAAUAUUUGAUGAAAUUAUACGCGUCUGGCAGAUUAGAAGAAUAUUUCUACGAAGAAAUGUCAUAUUUCACUGACAUGCUGACAGUCAGUUUGAAGUUUUUGACAACAGAAGAUGUCGAGAAGAUUUUGAAAGGGGAGAAGCCUAAAAAUGGCAUUUCGUUUGGGGCAUUUUUCAUUGAAGGAUGUUUUGAAGUGUUUACUGAGAAACCUUUUAUUUUGUUGCAAGAUGGAAUAAAGGAAUGUAGCGUUAUUUUGAAUGAUAUAGUAAGGAUGACUGUGAAGAAAUGUUUCAAGGAACGAUUUGAAAAUGUCCUGGAAUUGGUGAAUAAGCUCUGGCCGACGUACGAGAUACACGCGACCUUCGUCCAGAAGCACUGUCUCCUAGCCAACCUACAGUGCCUCGGACCGGGGCCGGAUUCGAACCCACUACAAUGGGCGACACGGGUCGUGUGCUCGCAAAAUGCGUCGUUCGAUCAACGGACAAAGCUUUUAUGUUUCUUACCGGAGGAGGCAUUCAAGUUACCGGAAGUAAAGGGCUCAGUGUCCUCAUUAUUUCCGGCCCGGUUGAGGGAGCUGCGCCCCGCGCUGCUCGAGGCGGCUGCAAUGCGGCCUGACGCUUUGCUGCCGACUAUCGCCGCGCUUGCAGGCAAUGACACAAGCACAGGCUGGUGGGACACGGCUUUAGAGUCCUGCAUAGCGUCGUCAGCUAAACGGAACAACGUGGACUUGUGUGGAACACUGUUCCAGAAAUGUCAAGGCGAAAGGGCCUGCGAGCGCGUUUUAGUUCCAUUGCUGAGACACUCGUCGACUGACAUAUGUGAGAGAUUCCUAGCGUCAGUGCUAGAUCGGAUCGUAGGUAACCUGAGGAAGGGACCUAGAGGUGACCCGGCGCAUCCCAGCUACAGGAAACGCUGGGAGAAUCACUUGAUCAGUCUGCAUUUGUUGCUGGUCGCUUUCGAAAAGCUACCAACAUCGUCUUUAGAAUCGCCAGCGUCAGUUUUAUACAGUGCGACCACUGAUGCUACACCCUGGCACCUUGUGAGGGAAACAUGCAUAUGGUGCCAUCGGCUCAGAGAUAAUUUACACUGCCCCUUGCCAGAUGAUCAACUUUUCCCUAUGUACAGAAAGCUCCAAUGCCUGAUAUACAACGUGAUGUGUGCUGCCAUCUGUCGGCGGCGGCCGGCGGCGCCUCCGUACGAACAGCUGCUCAGUACAGGCGCGUUACAGAGAAUUGUCGAUGAGAAGGAAGAAUAUGUGCUGCCUAUACGCGCUAGCUGGACGCAGCGCACCAAAUUAUUUCCCGUGGCGGUUCCGCUCGAGCCCAGCACUCUGUCCCCCUCGCACACGCAGCGCUCGCGCAUCUUCCUUCGCACUCUCUCCGAGGACCCCAUGCUGUUCGAUCUACACUCCAGUGUGGAAGAACAAAUGGAGGUACAAGACAUAUCCCUCGUAGAGACGCCACUGAACUCUCACCCCUGUGCCGGCACGCUCACGGCGUUACUACGCCACGCGGCUGGGGUGUCCACGCUGGCGUCACUAUGGCGUAUUCUGGCGUGUUUAUUGAAAGGCGGGACAUCGGGAAAGAAUCUUAAGUGGCUACUAGCUCAGGUACAAGAUAUUUCUCUCAUGGAAACUCACUGA